UUUCACCUCUUUUUUUUUUCUUUCUUCCUUUUCCCUUUACUCCCAACUAACUCCUCGACCUAUUCGAUUCCCUCUCCUUUGACUUUGUUUAGCUCUCUUCUUGACAAUUCGAAAUGUUGUCCACCUCAUUACUCCCAAAGCACCAUUCCAAAUGGAGUGACCGUCAGCGCGAGGUACUCCAAGGUAUCGUAAAAGACUUUUCACUCUCCACCCCACAGCUCGAGGCUCUGACUGUCCAGUUCGUGGAUCAGAUGCGCGUUGGACUGAGUGAACAACAAUCCAAGGACUUGGCCAUGAUUCCCACCUUUGUCACAGGUCGUCCUGAUGGUAAGGAGCGUGGUAGUUUCCUUGCCCUGGACCUUGGUGGUACCAACCUUCGUGUGUGCUUGAUUUCAUUGAAGGGCGACCACAAGCUCGAGUCGCAUCACAAGGCUUUUAAAGUGUCUGAUCACUUGCAGCAAGCCGAUGUCAAGGAGUUGAUGGACUUUAUCGCAGUCUCAAUUAAUGAAUUCAUCACAAGUGAACACAUCAACGCAAAGAUUUGUGAACAUCCCUCCGAUUCCGAAUCACUGGAGCUUGGCUUCACAUUCUCUUUUCCUGUUGCUCAGACAGCCGUUGAUGCUGGCAAGUUGCUUCGUUGGACCAAGGGCUUUAGCUGUCCCGGUGCAGUAGGAGCUGACAUUGUUCAAUUGCUCCAAGAGGCUCUCGACCGCAAUAAAGUCAAUGUUCAUGUUGCUGCCUUGGUUAAUGACACUGUUGGUACACUCUUGGCUCACUCGUACAUUAAUCCUGGUACCUAUAUUGGUGCAAUUUUCGGAACUGGCACCAACGGUGCAUAUGUUGAAAAGACUCAUAACAUCAAGACUAUGACUAGCGAUGCUAGCGAGAUGAUCAUUAAUAUUGAAUGGGGUAAUUUUGACAAAGAAAAGGCAUUCCUUCCUGUUACUAUCUUCGACAACAAAUUGGACCGUGAAUCGAUCAACCCUGGUGUCCAUGUAUUUGAAAAAAUGAUCUCAGGAAUGUACCUGGGUGAGAUCACACGCAACGUUCUAUUGCACUUGAUUGAUCAACGCGUGCUGUUUGAGGGGACCAGCAGUCCAAAACUGAAUCAGCACUGGGUUUUUGAGACUAAAUUCAUGUCAGCAAUAGAGGAAGACGACUCUGCUAGUUUGAUUCCUACAGCACAGAUUUUGGAACAAGAGCUGGAUAUCAAGAUUAAUACACAGGCUGAUCGUGAGAUCGUGAAGUUUGUUUGCCAGUUAGUAGGCAUACGGGCCGCCAGGUUGAGUGCUAUGGCUACAGCUGCAGUAAUUCGACAGGGUGUGGAGGUGGGAGCCCUUCGCGAAUAUGAAUACCCUUUGCAGUUGAGCAUUUAUGACAAGGGGGAUGUUGAUCUAAAUGGCCAACCGAAGAUCGAAAGCCUCAGUAUCAGCGGCAAUGGUAAUGGCAAUGGUAAUAGUAACCGUGUUGUUGAUCCCAACAAGCAAACUAUUCAUGUCGGCAUUGAUGGAUCGGUCUUUGAGCACUACCCCCACUUUAAGGAGCGCAUGGAGCAAUGCCUUGUAGAGCUUCUAGGACCGCAUGUUAUGGACAUUGUUAAGCUUGGAAUUGCAAGGGAUGGCUCAGGUGUUGGUGCAGCAUUGGCGGCACUGAUUGCUACCAAAGCAGCAAAUGACUCUCGUUGAACCUUUUACUUCUGAACAACUGUAAGGCGUAAAGUGAGGUGGGAACAGGAUCAAACAUAGUAUAUAUACUUAUAUAUUUAACAACUAGGGUUGGAUACAACGUUCUACAAUCGUGUAAAAUAACAAUAAAAAAAAAUUGUAUGCCAC
Lobosporangium transversale is the source of this 1832-nucleotide messenger RNA. RefSeq lists its product as hypothetical. NCBI's taxonomy places the organism in Eukaryota, Fungi, Mortierellomycota, Mortierellomycetes, Mortierellales, Mortierellaceae. Gene Ontology annotation, molecular function: fructokinase activity; ATP binding; glucokinase activity. The transcript is spliced from 5 exons. Gene Ontology annotation, cellular component: cytosol; mitochondrion. The coding region runs from base 114 to 1685 and encodes 523 amino acids. Gene Ontology annotation, biological process: intracellular glucose homeostasis; glycolytic process; glucose 6-phosphate metabolic process. The record is from RefSeq and is a predicted model, not a curated record.